AUGUCACGGGAAUGGUUUUAUCCUUCAAAGAUACCGAAAAGUAGCCGUUACGAAGUUUGUAGGACAGACGAUAAAAGCAAAAUAUGGACAAUACCAGAAUCGAUUGUCGAAUCUCAAACAAUACCUAGGAAUUCUGAGCGAAUCUCAAGAGAGGGGAGGGGUUUCGGAUCUCCGAAGGAACAGGACAACAAUAAUGACUCUGAAUCGGAAAGUGAAGUUAAUUUUGGGAAAGACACCUAUCUCGGGAAGUCAUCAAAAAGGGACAUUGGAGAGAGCGUGUUCUUUGAUCCUGCUGGGGGAUCGUUCCACUUUGAUGAGUUUGGAAGUCAGAAUGGCUGGCACGGAGAGACGUUUGCAGAAUCCGGAGAAUGGAUGGAUAAGAUUCUGGGGGGUACCUUCAAGAGAAAUUAUUUAGACCGCCAGUCCUUCCGAGCAAGUCUACGUUUGAAUACAAAGUAUCCUUUACAAACUAGAGAGUUUCAACCGGAGAGUGACCGAGAUUCCACAAGUUUCUACGACCCAGAAACAAACAUACUGCGCAAGACUGUCUUUUAUAUUCUCGGGGGCAUUGCUUUGAUAUGCCUAGUGGUUACUCCCGUCAUUGUGUUCAUUAUUGUACAAGAUGAAGAAACAACGUUUAAAACAUACUAUGUUGCCGACAGUACCAUGACCGUUAAUCAGUCCUAUGUGGAACAGUUUAAAGAUCCGAACUCCAAAGAAUUUAAAAACUUCAGCGCAAUAUUCUGCUCUGAGAUGAAGAAUAUAAUACAAGGAACAAAUGUCUCGCAGGCGUAUAGAGAAUGCAAUGUUAAGGAACUAAAAAAUGGAAGUGUUGUAGUCUUCUUUGAAAUGGUUUUUACCGCCGAGAAAAUUCUGACCGUCACAAUAAUCGAAGAUUCCAUAGUUAAUGGAAGUUCUUAUCAACAAAGUAGUUCAGCAAUACAAAUUGAUCUUAACUCUUUUAAAGUUUCUUAUGUAGAAACAAAAACAUUUAAUGAAAAGAGUUAUCCUUAUGUUCAAUCCACACAGUCAACAUCAACACUUUCAACUACACAAUCAACAUCUACAAGCCGUACAACAGCCGAUCAAUCCAAUUUCACAACCGAAUUCUCAAAUGCAUCCACAACAGCAUUGGAGUCUACCACUUUUGAAUCCAAAAAUGUUACCGAACCCGUAGAACAAUCAACAAGUACAACUGUACCGACGCAAAAUACAACGAAUGUUUUUAGCUCGUCCGAUUCCUACAGUGGUAAUUUAGAGACAAGUACAGAACGUUCUUCCACGGAAAUAUCAAUACCUUUAACUACACAAUCAGCAUUUGUAAAUCGUACAUCUACCGACCAAACAAUUUUUACAACCGAAUUCUCAAAUGCAUCCACAACAGCCUUGGAAACUACGACUUUUGAUACCACAAAUGACACUAAAACCGUAGAACAAUCAACAAGUACCACUGUACCACUGAUGCAAAGUACAGCGAAUGUUUUUAGUUCAUCCCACUCCUAUACCGGGUUUUUAGGGACAAGUACAGAAAGUUCCUCUACAGAAACAUCAAAAACUUCAUCUACACACACAACAUUUGUAAACCUUAUAACUACUGCCCAAUCAAAUUUUACAGUCGAAUUAUCAAAUGCAUCCACAACAGCCUUGGAAUCCACCACCUUAAAUGCCACUAAACCCAUAGAACAAUCAACAAGUGCUACCGAAGCCAUGACGCAAAGUACAACGUUUAAUUCCUCUGAUUCUUCCACAGGAAUUUUAGAGUCCAGUACAGAAAGUUCUACAGAAACAUCAACAACUUUAACUACACAAUCAACAAUUGUAAACUUUACAUCUUCUGACCAAUCAAAUUUUACAGUCGAAUUAUCAAAUACAUCCUCAACUGCCUUGGAAUCUAUCACCUUAAAUGCCACUAAAUCCAUAGAACAAUCAACAAGUGCUACCAAAGCGUUGACGGGAAGUACAACGUUCUUUUUUAAUUCCUCUGAUUCUUCCACAGCUAUUUUAGAGUCCAGUACAGAAAGUUCUUCCACAGAAACAUCAAUAACUUUAACUACACAAUCAACAUCUGUAAAUUUUACAUCUACCGAUCAAUCAAAUUUUACAAUGGAAUUAUCAAAUGUAUCAACAACCAUUGGAUCUGCCACUUUUGAAACCAUAAAUGCCACAGAAAUCACAGAACAAUCAGUAAGUCCAACAGAACCGUUGACUCACAUUACAACAAAUGUUUUUAGUUCUUCUGAAUCAUCUACAGGGACCUUAGUGUCAAGUACACAAAGGUCUUCCACAGAAACACCAUAUGUAGACACGAUAACAAAUCAAACAUUGCAAAUGUCUACGGAGACUGCUACAGAACAAUUCAUUCCAUCAACAACAGGAAUUGCAAGUUCAACACCAAGUGCGGCAACAACAUCAGCCGCUAAUGAAACAAGUCUUGAAACUACUAAUACUCUAACUAAUCCGACAUCAGUACUUUCAACACAGACUGCGACAGAUAUAUCAACAUCAUCCUCUACAGAGAUCUAUAAUUCCUCAUCUAUUGAGACAACAGCAACUUCCGUAAUGGAAACAACCAUUGAAUCAACAGAAAAACCAUCAACAGUAGAGACCUCAACAUCAUAUAUGACUGGAAUAACUACUACUCUAGAAAAAAUCCAUACAUCAACAUCAAAUCCAGCAUUGUUGCUAACAAGAAAGCCUUCUACAGAGAAAACCACUUCAUUAUCUGAAGGGAUUUUUGAUUCCACAUCAAGUGAGACAACAAAAUCUGCUAUUAUGCAAACAACUCUAGAAAUGACCGAGACACUUACAUCAACGUUAUCAACGACAGAAGUUCAACUAUCAACGUCAACAGACACGAUUACAGGAAUAACAUCCACAUCAGAGGGCAUUCAAACCACAGUGUUUAUACAAUCACCGCAAAACUCAUCCGCAACAUUAAAUACGCCAGAAAUAUUGGAUGAGUCGUCGACAUCAGAACCAACACGCACUGAGUUACAAAAGAGUUCGGAAAGUUCUACAAUAACUUCUCCAUUUACAGUAACACUUCGGGACACUGAUUCGUCAGAUACAAAUUCAACACCAAUAUCUACAGUAUCGUCUCCUACAAAUAUAUCGACAGUCUCAACAACUAUCAUGGUAGAAACAACAUCUAACGAAGAAGAAAUUACAAGUUCAGAGAAGCAAACGUCAAUGACAAAUAUGCCAAAUACAACGAACAAAGAUAUUGAAACUACAACAUCUACAGUUUAUUUUUCAUCGGUCGAUGGGUCAAAUUUAACAUCGACUGAUAUAUCCACUAGGCCUUCAUCAAGUGAAACAUCUGUUACGACAGUGUCUACAAUUACUUCAACAGAAUUAAGCACUGAAGCACAGACGCAGAGAUUUGAAGCAACGAUCUCAACAAGUACAGAAGCAACAUCUACUGUAGAUAAAAACAAAUCAACAAAUUACUCGACGACGUCAAUGACAACUUUUUCAGGGGAAUCAUCAAAAACCAGAACUAACGUCAUGGAAAUUACAAAUUCAACUGGAUCUGUCACACUUACAAAUACCGGUAAUUUAACAACAUCAUCAGUGGCUACAUCUAAAGAGAUGUCGUCAACAUUGAAAUCCGUGAUGUCAUCUAUUAAUACUGCAUCCUCCCAAAACGAUACGACAGAUAUUAAAGUAGAAGCAAGCACAGUAGAAAGAAGUAGUGCAUCAGUGACUGUCACUCAGACAUUAGAUGUGGAGAAUAUAGGUUCUUCAAAUACGGUCACACCAACAGCUCAAGUACAGAAGAAUGUGACAAUGACGACAAUGACAGUGAAUACACUACAAACAGGUAACAGAGAGCCUCAUCAAAGUGAGCAAGAAUUUAUUCAACCUUUUGUACCAUAUUUUCAUCUUGAGAAUUCGGAUAUGGUGGCAGUGAAAUUGAACGUAUCUUUGGAAAAGAUUAAUAUCAGUCUAUGUUAUACAAGUAGAGUAUUUGCUUGCUCUCUUGUACAUGAAUCUGGUUUACGGACAGUGGGUGGUGAAAUAAACAUACAAGCACCAAUGCACAAUGUUACCAUAGACGACAAGAAAUCCUACAAUGAAGGAGAUGAAAUCCAAAUUAAUUGUACAUCGCGCUCAGGAAGAGAUGUUUACGAAGUUAGCAUUGAAACAAAUCAUCAAGGCGAUACAGAGUAUGCGUAUCCUAAUGUAACUGAAUACGGUGGUUUAUAUGACGAUUGUUCCGUUCUUUUGCAUUGGACAUUUCUGCUUGCACCAGAAGCACCAACUGGAAUGUCAAAUGCAAGCAUAAAAUGUGUAUUAAACAAUAUCAUCCUGAAAGACACGCGCAUGGAUGAAAAGGUUAUAACAGUGACAUGA
Saccostrea echinata is the source of this 4356-nucleotide messenger RNA. Its product is annotated as serine-rich adhesin for platelets-like. The coding region runs from base 1 to 4356 and encodes 1451 amino acids. NCBI's taxonomy places the organism in Eukaryota, Metazoa, Mollusca, Bivalvia, Ostreida, Ostreidae. The record is from RefSeq and is a predicted model, not a curated record. The transcript has 9 exons.